AUGUAUUUCACGGAGAACUCAUCACUUCAUGAAAAUAAUAUGACGAAACAUUUCAUGGAUGACGAACUCAUUCCAGAGCCUUUGAAUAGUAAAUUUGAUGUGUCAAAUUCGGAAGUUGUUUUAAUUAUGUUGACAGUGAUAUAUGUAAUAAUUUUUGUAACUGGCGUUCUUGGAAAUGUGGUGACUUGCAUUGUCAUUGCAAGGAAUAAGGCCAUGCAUACUGCAGUAAAUUAUUACUUGUUCAGUCUGGCUGUGUCGGAUUUAUUGCUGUUAGUAUCGGCUCUCCCAGAUGAGGUCUACAUGUUGUGGUUUCGUGAAUAUCCAUUUGAUGAAACAAUUUGCAAAUUCCAUAAAUUUGCGGCUGAAAGCUUUACUAAUGCAACAGUACUAACAAUAACAGCUUUUACGAUAGAACGAUAUGUGGCAAUAUGUAAGCCUUUUCUAUCCCACACGAUGUCGAAAUUGUCUCGAGCAUAUAAGUUCAUAUUGGUUAUCUGGUUGAUAUCAAUAUGUUUGGCAGUGCCACAGACUCUGUUCACUCUUCAUCUUGAUGAGAAUUUUUUAAUCUGUGUACCAAAACAAGACUAUAAUCAUCUAUUUGUGGUGUCUACGAUUUUUUUGUUCGUGAUUCCAAUGUCAAUUAUCACGAUAUUGUACGUUCUUAUUGGCCUUCAAUUGAGAAAAUCUAAGAUUGUUCAACGUGGUGCUGUGAACGGAAGCAGUGUACGUUUGAAGAGAAAAAUUUUCAAGAAGGCCACAAAUCAGACUUUGGUGACGGUCAAAUGUGAAUCUCUUUAUAAUGAAGCUUUAUUACAAAACUCGAGUGAUGGCAGUAAAAAUAAUUUCAUUGAUCAUGAAUCAAUCAUCCCAGAAGAUGGACGAAUAAACUAUUCACAUCGUGGACCAGCACAUUUACAUGGAUCACGUCACGUCGUUAAUAUGUUGGUUGUGGUUGUGAUUGCGUUUUUCCUGUGCUGGUGUCCAUUUCAUGUUCAAAGAAUUGUAUUCACUUACAUUGAACAUGGUGCUAUUGAUCAAAAUUUGUCGUUCAGCAUCAAUACAAUAUCAGGCGUCUUGUUUUUUGUGUCAACGUGUAUCAAUCCUUUUCUCUACAAUAUUAUGAGUAACAAGUUUCGUGAAGCAUUCAAGGUUACCAUUGCGAGUUAUUUUUCUCGUUCAUCCGACAAUGAUUCAAUUAAAACGGGAAAGUUAUUUCGUACAAUAUCACAACGUUCUUAUUCAUGCUCGUUAAAUUCGACGUCUCUAAAUACGUGCUCAUCUGUAUGUUCUAUGCAACCUUUCAAUCAAAGCCAACAGCUACCAUUUCGAUAUUUUGAUUCUGCAAGGGCUAGGAAACGUCCCUUGGUGGUUUCGUUCAAACGAAUUCAUAAAAUGACGCCAACAAAUCCUGAUUCAUGUAACUCUGUCUCAAUAUGCGAUAUACAUAGAACUGAUAUACAAUUAAAGGAACACAAUGACAACAAUGUGAUGACAACGAGGAUAAAGUCAAAGUACGGCGCAAAUCCAUCAAGACUUACAAUGCACAGGCAAACCUGCAACAGUGAAGGUCAAACAACUUCAAACUUUCCUAGAACUUCUCGAUUUGAUUCGUUAUAUAGUGAGAAAGUGCUUGACCGUAAUAAUUCUGAUAAAGGUUGUAUCUUUCCUAAAGAAAAGUUUUAUGGUAAUGCCAAGCUUUUGUUAACCAUUAAUGAUGACAUUUUAAGAAAGACUGUUAUUGAUUGUGAAGAUUGCUUUGACCAUGACGGUAAUAUGAAGACGAAUAGACUUAAGAACCUGCUACCUACACAUCACCUCUUGAUGGAUAAGGUAGAGAACAACAAAAAUAAAUAUUUUCGAAAAAUUGAAAUAGAAAGACGAAAAAGAAAUGAGUCAAUUUCAUCGAUAGCAACCGACGAUAGCGAAAUGAUUGAUGAUUGCAUACAAAUUUGCAAAGCAAACGCAUUAAGAAAUAAUUUCUUAUCAAGACAAGAAGAAACUAGAAGUCGGUUAAAGCCAACAGCUUUUUUGAAAAGCACGGAACAAAAUGGAAAUGAAAUUUCGGAAAAUGAAACAGAUCUGAAAGCUUUUGGUAAAUUGAACAAAAGCUUAUCAACUCCAUCUAUUUAUCCAUAUGAAAGCUUUAAGGAGCAAGAAGACAAUUAUAAAGCUUUUAAAGAAAUUCAGAAAAGUGUGUCUAUGGUUAGAAUUAAGAAAAUUUAA
This is a messenger RNA of Clunio marinus, 2223 nucleotides long. NCBI's taxonomy places the organism in Eukaryota, Metazoa, Arthropoda, Insecta, Diptera, Chironomidae. The record is from the annotation of a GenBank genome assembly.